Ostrea edulis (European flat oyster) is the source of this 3474-nucleotide messenger RNA. RefSeq names its product neutral amino acid transporter 9-like. The record is from RefSeq and is a predicted model, not a curated record. Gene Ontology annotation, biological process: amino acid transmembrane transport. NCBI's taxonomy places the organism in Eukaryota, Metazoa, Mollusca, Bivalvia, Ostreida, Ostreidae. The coding region runs from base 900 to 2327 and encodes 475 amino acids. Gene Ontology annotation, molecular function: amino acid transmembrane transporter activity. The transcript is spliced from 15 exons.
UUCUUGCCCAAGGAUCAACAGUACGCAGUGGGUGUACUGUCAGCUGUGGUUUGUGUAAACUUUCAGGAGAAAGGUAUUUUUAUUCAGAAUUUGGGCUUAAUUGUUGAACGAUGUGAAUGGUGGAUGAACCUAAAGGGGUAUGUCGAUUAACGGAGAACCCGGAGAGACGGGACCGCUCCUGGAAAACAGCGAUAGCUCUCCGUCUGUAAACAGGUAAAACAAAGACCAAAAAAUUAUAGUCUGAUAUAGUCAUUCAGAUCGAUGUGCGUUUAUUUGUGAUUUUUCCAAAGUUUGUCAUAAUAUGUUUUACGGCGUGACCGUGUUUGAGGGCGAAGCAAACAAGUUUUGGCAUUAGUAUCUAUAUCCAAAACAGAACAAAAACAAUCCGAAGUUAGCACGAGGACUGAACUGUAUCAAAGCAUCCUAAUUUUGGAUAUUUGAUCCGCCUAUAUAUUGAACGCGGGAAAUAUAACGCAAUUGAUGUAAACAGUACAUUGUGACGUCAUAUUCAGCGUCGUAUUUUAGCAAAUUUACAAACAUAGCGUCUGAACCACAACAACAAACAUGGCGUUAAUGGUGGAGUGAUUAUAUAUGAUUAAGAAAAUAAGAUUUACAUGCUUUUACGAAUUUUUGUAACAUCUCAGAACGACGUGAACUAGGGUAGACGAGAUUCAAAAUGGAGAAAUACAUGUCCACGCGAUAGUAUUCGAAUCGACGCCAUUAGUACCAAACUUUUCAAGUUCCAUAGAUUAUCUGAUCAAGGAGAAAGAAGGAGACAACCAGUUCACUUUACUUCCCUACGCAGUUACAAUAAUUAUGAUGGAGACUCCACGACAGCCGUUCUUCAUCGAUACAGAUAUUACGGUCGCCUGGCCCCUCACAGUGACAGUGCAUUUCAAAUGCCAGAUCAUGUGGUGCCACCUGAUUUCUAUAUUGUGGUUCCCAUAGUAACGGAAGGGAAACAAAGCAGUCUUAUAACCAUAUUCUCAAUGUGGAACACGAUGAUGGGAACAUCCAUACUUAGCAUGCCCUGGGCCAUUAGACAGGCAGGUUUUGCGACGGGAAUCACCCUCCUAGUUCUGAUGGCAGUGUUAAUGUUUUACACAAGUUAUAGAAUCCUGAAGUCAAUGCAGUCAGCUGGCAAGGUGGAAUCCGGUCUGGAUUUCUCUGAUGUUUGCAGACUGACCUUGGGGCGGUGGGCCCAGAUCUUGGCGGUGAUCUCCUCCCUUCUUACCCUGAUGGGUGGGGCCAUUGUUUACUGGAUUUUGAUGUCUAAUUUCCUCUACAAUGUUGUGAAUUUCAUCUACCAUCACAGUACCUCGUCUCAUGAAAAUGUCUCCAAUGGAACCAGCUAUGUGUGUCCAUCGAUGUCUCCGCCAUCACAUUCUGGGAACCAUAGUAACCACAGUUGGAUGUUGUCCAGUGUUGACCAAUGGCUGACGUCGGAUCACACCCAUGAGAAUACAUACGACAAAGUUUGGAACGAGCAAUACACAGUGCCAUUUUUUCUGGUCCUUGUACUGGGACCGAUCGUCAAUUUCAAAUCCCCCACCUUCUUCACCAAAUUUAAUGCUUUGGGAACUCUAUCUGUGAUGUAUCUAGUUUCUUUUGUUGCUGUGAAUGCUCACGACUGGGGAUUUAAUUUGACCUUUGGGGGAGAGGACAGAUCAGGCGAUGCCCACCAUAUUUAUAUUCCAGAGUUCCGAGGUACUUUUGUUGCAUUGACAGGGGUAGCAGCUUUGGCGUACUUUCUACAGAAUUGUGUAAUUUCCAUCUGUCGAAAUCAACAGCAUCCAGAAAAUAAUAUACGAGACCUCAGCAUUGCCUACAUAUUAGUGGCUGUGACCUACAUUUACAUGGGGGUCAUGUUUUACUCUUCAUUUCCAUUGAACAAAGACUGCAUAGAAGAUAAUUUGCUGAACAACAUCGCUGACACAGACAUUUUGGCCUUCGUGGCAAGGAUCGGACUGUUUUUCCAGAUGGUGUGUGUGUUUCCUCUGCUGCUGUACAUAUUCCGAGCUCAGCUCUUGUUUUCUCUGUUUGGAGAUGUCUGGCCAAGUGUGAAACAUGUCCUUCUACUCAAUCUGUGUCUCGUGGCGGUGUGUGUGGUAUUUGCGGUAUUUCUACCUCACAUAGGGAGCAUUAUAGGGUUUGUGGGGGCCUUCUGCGGAUUUUCGUAUGCUAUUCUACUUCCAUGUUUAGUACACAUGAAGACUUUACACGAGCGGGGAGAGUUAUCUGUCCCUGUUAUUGUCAUUCAUUCAUUACUUAUUUUACUGGGACUAGCCAACUUCAUUGGACAAUUCCUUAUCAUCGGCAAAACGUAGCUUGAUAUGGUUUUGGCUGAUUGUAUGUGUUCCCUAUUGAUUGUGAAAUUUCAUGACAAAAAUUUAGGAUGAUUUCGAAAUGAAACCAGGUUGGAUGAUUGUGAUUUUUCAAUCACUUCAUUAGAUGUAUAGUAGUAAUUGAGAAAGUAACAGUCUACAUGUAUGUAAGAAUCAUUUAAUUUUACUUUUUUUCACCCAGAAAAAAAUUAUUGUUGGUAUCAUGAAUUGCAAACUCAUUCUGGAUAUACAUGUACUGCAUUGUAGGAGCAAACGACUAAUGCUUAAUUUUAUAAAUUUUGUUGUGAAUCAGUUAUAAGAAAUUGUGCAAUAUAUGAUGUUUAUAAGAUAGAUGUUUGGUAUUGUAGUAUUACACAACAAAAUAUCAAAUUGAAAACAUGCAGGCAGAGUAAUUUGUACAGACUAUUAAAAACAAGUUGGGCCAAAAAAAAUCAUCAAUAGUUUCUUGGGCACUGCCGCAUCUUUUAAAGAGACACCACAUGGACAUUUUUUUAAAAUUUGUAUCUUUGUGUAAAUGGGAUAACUCUUAUGUUAUAGAUUUUUAUGCAAGAAUUUAAGAAUAAUAGUAUAAACUUUAUAGUAAGGAAUAUGAUACUAUUUUUUUUUAAUAAAAAUAAAAAUUCCAUUGCUUAUUCUAUACAAAUAUGUACAUGAUAAAGAAAAGGUAACUCAUGCUAUAGUCAACAUGAAAAAAGGAAAGAUAACUCGUGAUACAGCCAAGUAGAACACCUGCCUGCCUCAUUAAGAUUUGAAAUUUUUUGCCUGAGAAACUAUUUAUUAAUUUUUUGGGCCUUACAGAAUUUGUGUCUUGUAAGUGAAAAGGUCAAAGUUCAAACUUGAAUGUGUGUAAUAAGAUUUCAACCAUACAAUUUUGAAAUUUGAUGAUUAGAAAAUCUCCAAAACUCUCAGGAAUCCUGAUAUACUGUGAUAUUUCUGUAUGAACAAAAGGGUUGAGAUUUUUUUUUGUUUUUAAAUAUUGAAAUUCCACUUUGUGUUAUUGAGAUGCUGUGUUUGUUAAUGAUUGCAUACAUUGUUUUGUCAUUUACCUCAAGGCUCUCAUAGAAAUGUGUUUAUUGCAGUAAACUCUCAUAUAUUUACAUUGAAAGAAUAAAUGGUUCAAUAUAUUGAA